Molecule: messenger RNA, 1896 nt
Organism: Neocloeon triangulifer
Lineage: Eukaryota; Metazoa; Arthropoda; Insecta; Ephemeroptera; Baetidae
Product: innexin inx7-like
Exons: 2
Coding region: 89-1237 (382 amino acids)
Biological process (GO): phototransduction
Cellular component (GO): plasma membrane; gap junction
Molecular function (GO): gap junction channel activity
Source: RefSeq, a predicted model, not a curated record
CGCCGCGCGUUAUCACCGCGAGUUGCGGGCCGCGGCAGUCGCGUGCGCGCAACAGGUCGUGUCCUGCGCGCUCUUCCAAUUCGCCACCAUGGCCACCAUGUUGGCCCUUUUCAACUCGGUCACCACCCAGUUCAACUUCGGCAAGUACAGGGACAAAUUGAACGUGGACAACGGGGCGCUCAAGCUGCACUACCGCGUCACGGCGCCGCUGCUGUUCGCCUCCAGCAUCGUGGUCACCGCGCAACAGUUCAUCGGCGACCGCAUCGCCUGCAUCCAGAGCGCGGGUGCCAUCCCUGACAACGUGCUCAACACCUACUGCUAUUUCGUUGGGACAACAACAUGGAACAACAACACGUCAGACUUUCCGCACAGGGGCAUUGGUCCCGAGAGGGACGACGUGAUGUCAAUACGGCAUCUUUACUACCAAUGGGUGUCCUAUUACCUGUUCUUCCUGUCGUUGCUCUUCUUCUCGGCUCACUUCCUGUGGAAAUCGUUCGAGAAGCACCGCCUGGCCCAAAUCACGGCUGGAUUCGAGUGCGUCAAGUUUGCUGUUCUGAAGGAAAAGCAGGUCGGCAACAUCCCCAGCAUCGUCCAGCGCGAAGAAAAGAUCGACAAGCUGACCCAGAUCUUGUGGUCGCGAAUCAGGAAUGACAUGAACAACGACUGGACUUUGAAACUCAUCGCCGUUGAGAUGUACGCCUUCGUCGUGGUGUUGUUCGUCUUCUGGUUGACGGACGUCUUCCUAGGUGGAGGCGGCAACUUUGUCUCCAUGACCGUCGACUCGGCAUUCCGCACCUUCCCCACUGAAACCAGCUGCAUCUUCUACAAAUACGGUCCUUCAGGCAGCAUCCAGAAGCACGACGCCCUCUGCAUCCUGGCCACCAACAUCGUCAACGUCUACAUCUUCCUCUUCUUCUACCCCUGGAUGUUGAUUUUGAUCAUCAUCGGUGCUUUGGCACUCUUGUGGCGUCUGGUGGGAGUUUUCGCCUACCGCAGCGAUUGGUUCAACAGGAUCACCCCUUUCAACCACAUAAACAGCCUGGUUGAUGAAGAUGCCAGGCGCACCGUCUUCAAGACGCUCAACUACUUUGACUGGGUUUUCCUCAACUACGUGGCUGAGAACGUUGACGGCUCGACUUACCGCGACGUCUUCCUCAACCUGGCCACCACGAUCAAGGAAGAUCGCAGGGACGAGCUCAACGACGAGGAGAAACCUUUCGCCUCAGAUCACGACUGAACAUCAUCAAUUUCACACGACAGUAUUCAAAGGAAUUGCAAACAGCCAUAUUUUUUUCCAUUAUUUUUAGUUUGAUUUAAGAUAGUAUAUUUGUAAGAUUUAUUGUUAUUAAACAGACAAAUGAAAACAGUUUAAAUACCAGAAAAUUGAGAAAUAUCACGGGUAAUUUUUUACUUUCUAAAUUUAAAAUGUGCCGUUUGAAAAUUUUUAUCCCAAAAUCAAUUUGUUUAUUACUGCCAACUAAAAUCAUUUUUUUCGAAGAAGGUUUAAUAAUUUUUUGAUAGAUUAAUUUAAUUUAACUUUUAGUCAAGUCAGUGUUUGCUUGCAGGUCUCAAGUGAGAAUGAUUUUUGUGAUUUGCACUGUUUUGCUUGUCAAGAACGUUCAAAUUCAUCAGACUAAUUUAUUUCGACCAAAAAUCGAUCGACUGAUUAAGUGUUUUUUCCCUCCAAUUGCGGGAAAAUGAGUCGUAAGCGUGUGACUGCUGUAGAUUUUAGAGUCGGUACAAAAUCAAAGAUAGUAUUUAGAGCUGUACUUAAAAUUAAUUUACUGAUUGUGAGAUCAAAUAUAUUGCCUUUUUACGUUGAUGAAGAGGCACGCUCGGUUAAUGCCAAAAUUCGCCGGCCAGUUAAUUGAAUUGUAAUAUAAAUAAUACAAAAAA